UUCGUGCGCGGGUGUGUUGUUGUUUUUUGGCGCGUUGUCGUCGACGUUGUGUUAUUUCGUUGCGUUUGCGUUGUUCUUAUUAACUUUUUUCUUUCGUUUACUACGUUCGCUACGUCUCUGCGCCUCUACGUGCACCCUACCACCCCGGUCUCAUGUUUCAAUAAUCUUCUGUUUGGAAAUUAAAAACAAAAAUUGUUUUUUACGCGCUCUAACCGUAGCAUAGGCAGUGAUAGUGAUCCUCCCGCUUCUCAUCCCGCCACCCCCGAUCCAUAUGACAUAGCAGCCGGUAUUGAUAGUCUACGUGUGUGAAGUUGCAUUUUGGCCGAAGAAAGAAAGAAAAAAAAGAAAUAUUUGUUAUGUGUUUUAUACAUUUUUAUUUUUUUUUAUUAUCAGCAAAUGUGCUGUUACCUUGAAGUGCAACGGUAACAAGCCAUAAGCAGCGACGUCGGCAGAGCACCCUCUUUGGCCACAUCUCUCGCUCUCUCUGUUCUCGAGUGAUUGUGUGUUUGUUUCUGUAUAUAAAGUGCGUAACAACAACAAAACUAAUAAUAGUAAUUAAAAGCAUAUGAACAGCUAUUAAAAUAAAAAAAAAAAAACAAAAUAAUCAAGCGAAACUCAGUAAGACGACAAAACAAAAAAACAAGCAGCGGCUUCGGCUGCGUCGUCGGCUUCGGCAGCGGCAGAACGUUUAAGUAAGCAGCGAGCAGAGCAAAAAAUAGCAACAAAAUGUUGAAAAACUGUUGAGCUUACAAGAUGCAAGCGGUCAUGGACUCGGCCUCCAUGGCCAUUGCUGCUGCAGCCAUGGGCAGCAGCUCCUCUGGCAGCAGUAGCAGCAGCAGCAGCGGAAGCAGCAGUGGUUAUGGCAGUGCCACAACCACGCCCACAACACCACUAACCGGAGGUCACUACGACGCAGCAUCCGGUGGCGGUGUCGGCGGGGGCAGCAGCAACAACAACAACAGCCACAGUAGCAGCUCAACUUCAAUGCCAAUGGCCACAAUUGCAACAGUGGCUCCGUUUUACAGUGAAGCUCUGACCACACAGCAGCAACACCAGCAACAUCAGCAACACCAGCAACAACAGCAACUGCAACAGUCAACACAAUCUCAUUUCUAUAACCAGAAUUAUGGGGGAUACGGCAGUGUCAUGUCAAUGGAUCCGUAUAAUUACAAUAUGGUUUCGUACAAUGGUUCUGGAGGUUACACUCCCACAAACGGAGGUUUGGGCUAUCAAGGUUUAUCGUCCACGAUGGGCCAACGUUAUGAGAAGUUGAGCAGUAAAUAUACGGGAGGAAGUGGAGCUGGUAACGUUGGUAAGCCCCAGGCUACAGCCACGGCCUUUUAUGGCGGUGGAGUCGGUGGCUCGGCAAGCGUUAGCAGCGGAUUGAGCGGCAAUGGAGCAUCGGUUCCUGGUGGCCAAUAUCUGCAGCCCCCGACGAGUGCCUAUGUCGAUCCUUAUAAAUAUAAGAUGCCAACGCAGGCGAAUCCCAAUUUGAAUCCGAACAGCCAAUCCUAUAUGCAGCAAUAUUCAAAUCCAAAUCAAAAACUACCCAGCUUAGAAGCCAAUUAUGCGGCCAUCAAGCCAACGAGAAGCUAUCAGAGUAGCAUGCCAGGCUCGAGCGGAGCAAAUGGCAGCCUGGGAGUGGGUCAGACGCAGUACUAUGACAAGUAUGCCAUGUCCAUGCCAAUGCCCAUGUCCAUGCCUAUGCCGAUGUAUCCAGCCAAUCCUACACAGCUCUACAACCCAGCACCGCCAGAAAUAAAGACGGCGAAUAGCUCCCACAAUUGGACACAGCCUCAAACGGGCAAUCAAACGACGGCCCCAAUUCCGCCCGUCCCUCCGGCUGCGGCGGCUGCCUCUUCGUCGUACCAUCAUCCUGGCAAUGAGAUGUACUACAAUAAGUAUGAUAAAUAUCAGCAUGGCGGCAGCAGCAAUCCAUAUCAAACAGUUCCUGGACGCUCCAUGUGGCCGGAGAGUCCUUCAUCCCGUACGGCACAGAUGAGCUGUUGUUCCCAGCAGCCGCAGCAAAGUUGCUACUAUCAGCGGAAUAAUGGAAUGAACGUUAACUACCCAGGGCAAUAUGGAGCGCCGAGCAAUGUGAAAUUGAAGCAUCCAACCGAUCUGUAUGUGAACCAUCACACACCGCACUACGAGAACUACCCGACCACCAAUAUAACGGGGCAACGCGGCUAUGUAGCGGCACCGCCGCAGCUCAAUCUCGGCAUGAAUAUGGGUAUGGGCAUGAAUAUGAAUAUGGGUAUGAAUAUGGGCAUGAAUAUGGGUAUGGGGGUGGGCGUGGGUGUCGGUAUGGGCAUGAAUAUGAAUAUGGAUGGCUACAACGAUCUCAAUCUCAAUAGUCUGGACAGUGCUUUUGGGCCACCAUCAUUGGCUCCGCCCCUGCCGCCUCCAACGCAAACUCAACAGUCCUCCCAUCGUCCUGCACUUGCACCAACAGCGCCAACCGCAUAUCAUUCCCAAUCUCAAAUGGGCUACGGUAAGCGUCCGACAGCAACAGCAAACAGCUCGAAUUGCUAUAUGACGGGAAAUGUGCCGCAUUUGACGAAUCUGGAGACUCAUAUGGACAGCUACAUCGGCUAUGAUUUGCACGCGAAACCCCACGCAGUGUCCAUGUCAUCCCAACCGACAACAGCAGCAGCGCCCUCAUCAAUUAGCUCCAAUAUACGCGAUUUUCUGUCCACCUGGAACGAUGGGGAAGAGGAUGAGCCUUCGCCACUUCAAGGUCAAGGUCAAGCUCAAUCUCAGGCCCCACCACCAGCACCAAUCGCUGCUGCUGUAGCAAUAGUAGCACCUAAUCCAACCACCUCUGUUACAACAACUUUGCCAAAUUUCAUGUACGAAACUUUGGCACCUGCCGGUCCCACGGCAACAGCUGUUAUGAAUCUGCCCGAUAUAAUCAUAGACAUUGAAAAGUCCUCGAAUAAUCCUGCUCCUAGUACUAACGCUCAAUUGGAGGAUUCCUUUGCCAGUUUCGAUGUGGAAAAAGAACUGGAUGAGUUGCGCUUGAAGACGUCACAACAACCGGACGAUAAUUGCAAUACUAACGAAACUAUAGCUGAAAUCCUAAGAGAACCGUCCGUGAAGGAACCGGAACCCGCUGAAAGUCCCUCAUCAAAUCUAAACCUACCGACUUUAACCUUACCCCUAAAUAGUCCCACACUCUGUAACGAUUUUCCCACAGAAGACAACUCAAAUGAGUCGACAUUCGCAAAGGAAUAUGAAACAUUUAUUCAUAAGAUCGGCGGAAGUGGAAGCGAAACUGAAACUACACCAAAUGAUCCUGCAGAAGAAGGUGAGGAAUCUAAACGGUUUAAGUUCUACAAGCGAAAGAAAGUGGAUGGCGAUAGUGAACAAGAGGGUCAGGUUCCCGUCGCUGAGCUCAUUCCAAUGCCUGUCAUAGAGUCAGUUCCUCCAACGCCGUUGCAGUUGACUAGUCCUCGUCCUAAACCCAAUCGUAAGUUGCUUACCCGCCGUCGUCAUCGGAAUCGCAUGAAAAUGCUCAAAAUUCUUGAAUUCGAGAGUCCCAGAGUCAAGCAUCGUUUCUAUUUCAAGACACUGAAACUGCUAAGACGUACCUAUGCCCUAAGCAAGUUAAGAAAACAUCGCUUAAGUCUCGUGCGUAGGCAACUAUCAUUGCGAAGGGAACGAAAUUUGCCUCUCAUUAAGCGGCAUAGCAUAAAGGAACAGCACGCGGAAAAAGCAGUCAAACACGAUCCGCCCUCUCUAAAGGGUCUUAGUGUGAUAGCUCUGAAUACGAGAGCUUUUCGGUCGACUCUAAUGACAGUCCAGGAUAGUCGAGAGACUGUGAUUAAGAGGGGCUACAAGGUACAAGGUGCCCAGAAUCCUAUACGGACAGAUCGAUUGGAUCAGAUGAGUUCCAAUUCAAUAGAAUCAGUGGAAACAGUGGAAUCGGCGGAUUUUAUGGGUUUCGAUGAUUUGGAGAAUACCAAUUUGACGCCCCAGGCGAAAUUGCAUAACGAUGAAGAGGAAAAUAAGGAUAGGAAUUCGUCAACGGACCAACUGACAGAGAAACUAACUGCGGUUCUCAAGGAUGAGGAGCCAGCGAAAGAGUUACAAGUUCAAGAAUGGUUGCUUCAUAACAAUGUUGGCAUUGCUGAAGAGCAACAAAAGCUAUCGACGAAGCAAUCGGUGACUUAUGUUGCCUCAUCCUCAUCAUCCUCAUCGUCGUCGUCGUCGUCAUCAGCAUCAUCAUCUGGCUCCAGUACCAGCAGUGACUCCAGCUCCAGCAGCAGUACGAGUUCUAGUGAUGAUGAAGACGAAAACGACGAUGCGCCUCCAAAUGCAACAUUAAAAUCUCUCCCUAGCAGCAGUUCGAGCAGUAGUUCUAGCAGUUCAUCCGCGGAUGAAAGCGAGUUCAAUGAAAUGAUCGCUCUGGAAAAGGAACUCUCUCAAACGGCAAAUGUGGCAAACGAUUUACACGUUGUCACACGAUCCGUUAUUGUGGAACCGUUCAAGGAACUCACAGAACUUGCAAAACUCAAGAAAAUCCUAGAGAGCAGUGAAGAGGAGUCGCAAGUACCCAAGCUAAGUGAUCUUAGCAGAAAUGCCUUAAACACUUUCCUCCCUGCCCUAGAGAAAAGGAGCCACCCAACUCCCAUACCAGAAACCCAGCGCGAACUUAGCGUUGAAGAGGAAUUGGCUGAAAUGUGUGGGGCUGCCUCUGAUCCGGAAGACUUUGAGUUGGAUAAGAACAAUAUGGAAACGGAGCAAGUGGAGGGCAUAGAGUUGAUGGCUGGUGGGGCAGCAUCGUCAGUUUCGGCGACAAGGGGACAAGAUGUUCUACUGAUCAACUUGGCUGAAAUUUUCGAUACCACCAGUGAUCUCUAUGUGGUGCAAUGCGACAUGAAUGAAAACAUAUUGAGCGUGGUAACCAGCGAUCAGGACAAUGGGGAACAUUCAGAGGAUACUUUGCAAUUGAUUGAACUAUUAACCGAGGAACCUGAACCAAAACCACAAAUUGAUGCGGAAAUCGGUAUGGAAACGGAGCACCCACAUCCGGACUAUGUGCAUCACGAGGAGAUUGUGAGGGAGGAUAGUAGAUCCUUUGAGCGUUGCCAAUUCUUAAAAUAUCUACAUCAGAAGUAUGCCCAGACGAGCAUCCAUCGUUAUUAUCACACACAGCGCAUUAUCAAGAAAUACAAGCGCCGCUUUCAAGCCAAAAAGCGACGUUUGUUGAAUACAAAAAAAUAGAAAAUCUAUAUACACAUAUGUAGAAAGGAUCGAGGCUAGCUUCUACCAAAGAUAUUGAAAGCGUUUCGCAUAGGAUGACGAAACGAAUUGAUUAUUGUGAAAUCGUACCACAUCAGGCGUGCCUAAUUCUAGUUUGUAUAAUGAUUUGCCAUGCAAAUUAUCCACCACACACACACACACAGACACUACACACACAGACACCACAACACCAACACAUUUCUAGAAUCUCAAAAGACUUGGCAUUUUACUGAAUCGAAAAAUAAUAACAAGAGCAUAGCAAAAAAAAAAGGAAAUAUAAUUUAUAAUAUUAAUAAUU
This is a messenger RNA of Drosophila willistoni, 5545 nucleotides long. RefSeq lists its product as uncharacterized. The transcript has 2 exons. Gene Ontology annotation, biological process: mRNA 3'-end processing. The record is from RefSeq and is a predicted model, not a curated record. Lineage: Eukaryota; Metazoa; Arthropoda; Insecta; Diptera; Drosophilidae. Gene Ontology annotation, cellular component: RNA polymerase II, holoenzyme. Bases 754 to 5229 code for a protein of 1491 amino acids. Gene Ontology annotation, molecular function: RNA polymerase II complex binding.